CUGGUGACUUAUUCCUUAAUUUUUAAGUUUGGUAUUGACUUUUCAGUUGUUCACCACCUUCCCCUUUUUCUUCUUCUUCCUAAAUUUUUGUUCCGCUUCAUUUCCAAUUCAACUACUCCUUCAACCCCCACAAGACAAAGGAAAAUAUCAACAAUACAAUAAAAUAAAAUAUAUCAUAAAAGAUUUUUCCCAAUUCAUUAUUCUUUUCGUACUUCGCCAAACUCAGAAGUGAUCUGGAUCCGCAAUUUAUAUCCUAUGACCAUGAACGCCGCCUCUUAUUCUUCCGUUGUUUCGCAUUCUGCUUUCCGAAGUUUGGAUACCAAGCUUUCUCCGUCAUCUUCUGGUAUCCCAAGUCUUAUUCGUGUCACUUGUCAUUCGGAUUGUAACAAGUCUACAUCACAAGCAUCCUUACUUUUGUGUCGUAGCUCAAAUAAUGGAUGGAAGGGCAUGCUUGGUGGAGCUUCUUCUUGGGAUACCCUUCCCAGGAGGAACCUAAUUGGUCAAACUUCUUAUUCUGUGAGUACAACCACAUAUGGAGGGGUUGCUAUAGAAUCUCCUUCUCAUAUUGCAGAAGAAAAAGUUGGGGUACUGCUGCUCAAUCUAGGAGGACCAGAGACGCUGAAUGAUGUUCAGCCUUUUCUGUUCAAUCUCUUUGCUGAUCCUGAUAUCAUCCGUCUUCCAAGGCUGUUUCAGUUUCUUCAGCGACCACUUGCAAAAUUGAUUUCUGUACUUCGGGCUCCUAAAUCCAAGGAAGGAUAUGCUGCAAUUGGUGGGGGCUCUCCUUUACGCAAAAUCACAGAUGAUCAGGCACUUGCACUUAAAGAGGCUUUGGACGCAAAGGGCCUCUCCUCAAAUGUCUACAUUGGGAUGCGGUACUGGUAUCCAUUCACUGAAGAAGCAGUUCAUCAAAUUAAGAGAGAUGGAAUAACAAGGCUUGUGGUGCUACCACUUUAUCCCCAGUUCUCUAUUUCCACUACUGGAUCUAGCAUCCGCGUUCUACAGCAUAUGUUCCGGGAAGAUGCUUCUUUGUCCAAGCUUCCUGUUUCCAUUAUAAAUUCUUGGUAUCAACGACAAGGUUACAUCAAGUCAAUGGCUGAUUUAAUCGAGAAGGAGCUACAGAGCUUUUCUGAACCGAAGGAGGCAAUGAUAUUUUUUAGCGCCCAUGGUGUACCUGUCAGUUAUGUUGAGGAUGCUGGUGAUCCAUACCGCGAUCAAAUGGAGGAGUGCAUCUACUUGAUCAUGCAGGAGUUGAAAGCUAGAGGAAUUAACAAUGAGCACACUCUUGCUUAUCAGAGUCGAGUGGGCCCGGUACAGUGGUUGAAACCAUAUACAGAUGAAACUCUCGUUGAGCUUGGUCAGAAAGGUGUGAGGAGUCUUUUAGCUGUUCCAGUGAGCUUUGUGAGUGAGCACAUAGAGACCCUUGAAGAAAUUGACAUGGAGUACAGGGAGUUGGCUCUUGAAUCUGGUAUCAAGAAUUGGGGGCGUGUUCCUGCUCUUGGUCUCACCCCUUCCUUCAUUACAGACCUGGCAGAUGCAGUGAUAGAAGCUCUUCCAUCUGCAAAAGCAAUGUAUGCAUCUACCAGCACUUCUGAAGAAGAGCAUGACCUACUUAGAUACUUGGUCAAGAUGUUCUUUGGUUCAAUAUUGGCAUUCAUCUUGUUUCUGUCACCUAGAAUGAUAACGGCAUUCA
Messenger RNA from Arachis ipaensis, 1690 nucleotides. Its product is annotated as ferrochelatase-2, chloroplastic. Gene Ontology annotation, biological process: heme biosynthetic process. Gene Ontology annotation, cellular component: mitochondrion. Gene Ontology annotation, molecular function: protoporphyrin ferrochelatase activity. NCBI's taxonomy places the organism in Eukaryota, Viridiplantae, Streptophyta, Magnoliopsida, Fabales, Fabaceae. The record is from RefSeq and is a predicted model, not a curated record.